AGCACGGCGGGAGCUCCGAAGAGGAGGCGGCAGGAACGGCUCCGGGAUGUCGGUUAAGAGAGCAUUAAAUUUGGACAUGGUUAGAAAAGAUGAUGCACCUGAUGCAACCCCCCAGAAGGCCAAAAGGAACAAUCUGGGCUCCUUCUCCCCCACCACAGGCACACGCCAGAUCAGCCCCUUCUCGUCUCCCACCAGCCACGGGGCAGAAAAUCCCAGGAAUGACCCAGAAGAGGGAGAUGGGAACGAGCAGAAAGAUUCCAAGAGUGGAUUAUCCAGGAGAGGGCAGCCUCAAACAAAGCACGAUGCGUUCCUGCAACUGCAGUCCCAAGUGAGAAAUUCCUUGCCCAGAAUCCUGAAACUAAGAGCAAAUCUGACAAGCCUGAAGGCUUUGGAGGGCAGUAGAGAGCUGGAAAAUAUCCUCGGAGUCUCACAGUCGUCCUGUGUCCUGAGUGCUGAACUGCAGAAAACCCAAGCGCUGGUGAGUCAAGCAGAAAAACUGCAGCUGUUGAAAGCAAGCCAUGGAAAAGUCCCUGCCCGAGGGCACAUGCAGGCUGCUGGGAGUGCUGCAUUCCUGACCUCACUCCUGGAGAGAAGGAAGGAGCCCCUGGGCCUGCUCCCAGCCUUGCCCAGCACCAAGGCACGGCCAGAGUGACCAGAGCAGGGUGCUUCUUGCAUUAUGUGAAAAAUGCAUUCCACAUCAACCCAAACUUCUCCAUCUGCUGGACUGGACUUAAAAGGAGCGAAGAACUCAGUGUAAACCAAUCUCCCCAGCAAAUCCCAGCUGGGGAGCGCUCGCUGUGCCGGGCAGGUGCACGUCCAGAUAACAUUUCUGGCAUCUAUUUCAACUUAACAAUGUGCACAACCAGAUAAUCUCAAUGUAAAUAAUCCACCCUGGGUGCUGCACAGCCCUGUGCCAGUGGGGCUGGUGCUGUGUGGAAAUAAACUGGGGCUUCUGGAGGGAGCUCUGCAGUGCCAGAAAUUAAUUAUUCCGACCCUGGAUGUGUUUUGGUUGUUUGCAAACACUUUCCCUGGUGGUGCUGCCGCAGUUGGGAACAGAUUUGUCAUCCACAUGAGGGCUCCUCUAAAGUCAACCCCAGCCCCAGGAUAAAAAGGCCUCAGCCUCCAACCCAGCAUUAACACACAGGGCUCUGGUACCAUUUGCUUUAGGUCAACAUUGGAGUUUAGUUUUGGCAUUUAAUGCUGUAGGAGCAGACUUGUUUUAUAUAAACCAACUCUUUUUAUAAAACA
Pseudopodoces humilis (Tibetan ground-tit) is the source of this 1248-nucleotide messenger RNA. RefSeq names its product integrin subunit beta 3 binding protein (gene ITGB3BP). The record is from RefSeq and is a predicted model, not a curated record. Gene Ontology annotation, cellular component: nucleoplasm. Lineage: Eukaryota; Metazoa; Chordata; Aves; Passeriformes; Paridae. Gene Ontology annotation, biological process: regulation of DNA-templated transcription; CENP-A containing chromatin assembly.